This is a messenger RNA of Alternaria burnsii, 1662 nucleotides long. RefSeq lists its product as uncharacterized. The transcript has a single exon. Bases 1 to 1662 code for a protein of 553 amino acids. The record is from RefSeq and is a predicted model, not a curated record. NCBI's taxonomy places the organism in Eukaryota, Fungi, Ascomycota, Dothideomycetes, Pleosporales, Pleosporaceae.
AUGGCUGAAGUGCUGGCUGCUAUCUCAAGUCUCUAUACAGCUGUAAAGGCUCUGCACACCUUCGCACUGCAAAUCAAACAGUGGAAGCUACUGUCUGAGCGACUUUUCGACAUUGAAGAGGGUCUCGAAUUCGCAAGAAUCUCUCUUGACAGCUGGCAACACAAGUACGACAUACAGAUUCAUCGACCCAGUAUUUACACUAUAAUUCUCUUUGGAAAAGAGGGCCAUGAGCGCGUAACAGCCACAAUCGGUACUAUCAACAUAAUCACAGGGAGCAUCAAGAGCGACAUCAGCCGAAUCAGAGGCAUUGCACUCAAAGUCGAGCAAGGGCGCACCUAUUAUGGAGAAAACCAGGAUAUUGGUAACGAAGAACGAGUCAAAGAAUGCCUUCGAAAGAUACAACGCAAGGGCACAUGGUCGCGCAGAUUUUUCUUGAGCGUUCUGGGAAAAUCAUACGACCUAGAGAUGCGUCUCAAGCGGCUGAAUCAGAAGCUCGCCACACUGGAACGUCUUUCCGAUUUCUACCUCGAAAAAGAGCACGUGGACAUCUUCUCGGAGAUUGAACGGCUCCCUGGGCGGCACCUGAUCAUCAGGGCCGGAGAAAGAAGGGCAGACACGAUUGAGAGCCAGUUACUAGAUGUUGUUCGUGCUCAGAAAGACGCUGAGCGGCUUCAUCGGUGCAGCGCAUCGAGCCAUCGACUGCACAUGGGCCUUUCAGUUCCUCGAGUCCAUAGGCGCGACUUUGCGUUUUUACUCAAUAUGCAUGGGACAAGCCACGAAGUCCUUGUACAGCCCGUUACCAUCAAGGCCGUCCACGAUCCAUCCAUGGUCGCAAACGACAUCGCCACUGCCCUGUCAACUCUUGCGAGCAAGACGCAGGAUAGUUGCUACAUGGUACCAACUUUGUCUACAUCGGCAGGUUUCAUCGUCAAGAAUCCGCCGACAAAUCUCCUCUGUGAUUUGGAAUACAAGGAGCCUCUAUCGAGUACGAUUCGCGACCAGAACGUCUAUCUUGGCUCACAAAAACUAUACUCGCAGGAUCAAAACGCAAUAGCAACUGGCGUCGCGCAAGGCUGUUUCCGAUUGAUAGGGAGCCAAUGGCUGUCUUUCCUCGACUGUUCGAACAUACGCUGGCGCAGGACCAAGGAUGGAAAGUGGAUCAGCAUGCUAACCGCAGCGCCUGGCCAGUCAUUGACGACGCGCACCUUGGAGAAAUGCUACAAAAGCAACCGUGAGAGAAGAGACAGUCGCGACCUCUCCAAACAUAUCCAAAUCUUCCGCAUCGGGCUCGUUCUCGCGGAGAUGGCGCUCAAAGCGCCGUUCUCACACAUUGAUUUCGACACUGUGACAUACACGACGAAGCUGUACAUCAACGAUGGUGAAGAGGUCAGUGCCCAUGAGGUCGCAUCCCAAGUUGACAUGAAGAGCAACAUUCUCUUAGGAAACAUGGUGUUCUUCUGCCUCAAUGUAUUACAGGACAACAACGCCAUGGCUGAGAGGAGCAUCGAAGGUAGUUAUUUCCAAAAUGUGCUCAAGCAAGCAGAGGAGCUCGAAAGAAUUCUUGGGUCCGACAGACGAAGAGGUGGCUUAAGCCCAGGCUCAAGUCCAAUGGGAAGUGGUUCAAAUACCCCCAGAUCAGCUGCAAGCGCAUACGUGUAUUGA